This is a messenger RNA of Dermacentor silvarum, 4149 nucleotides long. It is a transcript of the gene tup, whose product is annotated as insulin gene enhancer protein ISL-1-like. Gene Ontology annotation, biological process: axonogenesis; neuron fate specification; positive regulation of transcription by RNA polymerase II. The transcript has 6 exons. Gene Ontology annotation, molecular function: DNA-binding transcription factor activity, RNA polymerase II-specific; cis-regulatory region sequence-specific DNA binding. NCBI's taxonomy places the organism in Eukaryota, Metazoa, Arthropoda, Arachnida, Ixodida, Ixodidae. The record is from RefSeq and is a predicted model, not a curated record. Gene Ontology annotation, cellular component: nucleus. The coding region runs from base 555 to 1817 and encodes 420 amino acids.
CCGGUGGUCGCGUUCGGCGGUGCGAUUCUUGCCACAGAGCGUCUCCUUCGGUUUCGUGCGGCGGCGGCGGCGUUUGUUUUUGUUGUGUUCGCGUGUGUUGUGUUUCCAUCUGAGCGCGGCGCCAGGUGAUGGGUGCACCCCGGCCCGAGGCAGCAACGAGGGGCCCCGGGCCCUGCAGCUACGCGACGAUCUGCGGCAGCGCGUGUUGCGCGGUGGGUGCCGGCGCGGCGUGAAGUAGACCGUCGUCGUUCCUUCCUUCCCCCCCGACUGUGGUGGCCACCAUCGUGAGCUCAGGCGCGCAGGGAGCUACCGCUGUCGUAGUUCCUUGCCGGAUCUGCGGUCGCGACGAAUUGGGACGUGCAGCUGCGGGCCGGCGGGACGACGCUGCCUAGCCGCUGCUUCGAGCGCGGACCUCUUCCAGUCCUUGCAGCCGAAAGGCCCCACUGGCGCGCGCUCGGACGGGCCCGCGAGCCCGCGACCCACCUGUCAAACUGGUGCUCCGUCCGACCGCCAAGAUUUCGCCCUCCAAGGCCGACGCCAGCAGCGUCGGCGCCAUGACCGAAGCCGUACCGCAAUUGUGCGUGUCGGCCUCGGACAAGGCGGCGUCCGGCGGUGGCGGUGGCUGCCGCAGUCGGCGCGUCUGCGCCGGCUGCGGUGCGCCCAUCCGCGACCAGUACAUCCUGCGCGUGGCGCCGGACCUGGAGUGGCACGCAGCCUGCCUCAAGUGCGCCGACUGCCACCAGUUCCUGGACGAGACCUGCACCUGCUUCGUGCGCGACGGAAAGACUUACUGCAAGCGCGACUACGUCCGGCUGUUCGGCACCAAGUGCUCCAAGUGCCGGCAGGGUUUCUGCCGCACGGACUUCGUGAUGCGCGCCCGGCAGCACGUGUACCACCUGAACUGCUUCCGGUGCCAGGCCUGCGAACGCCAGCUCAUGCCGGGCGACGAGUUCGCGCUGCGAGAGGACGGCCUCUUCUGCCGCGCCGACCACGACGUGCUCGACAAGUUCGCCUCCUCCGCGCACGGGGCCCCGCCCGCCAACGGCAUUCACGUCGCUCCAAACGCGGAGCCCGUUCCGGUCGGCGGCGGCGGUGUUCCCGGCUCCCGGUCCGGCGGCCAGGCAGGCGCAGCAGCGGCGCCGCCCGCCCAGCCUCGGGGCCAUCCGCAGAGCAAGCAGCAGCCGCAGCACGCGGAGGGCCAGCAGGCGUCGCAGCAGCACAAGCCGACUCGGGUGCGGACGGUGCUGAACGAGAAGCAGCUGCACACGCUGCGCACUUGCUACGCGGCCAACCCGAGGCCGGACGCGCUCAUGAAGGAGCAGCUGGUCGAGAUGACGGGCCUGUCGCCGCGCGUCAUCCGGGUCUGGUUCCAGAACAAGCGCUGCAAGGACAAGAAGAAGAGCCUCCUCAUGAAGCAGAUGCAGCAGCACGAAAAGGACGGGCGUCCGCUCAGCCUAGGCAGCCUCCGCGGCGUGCCCAUGGUUGCCAGCAGCCCCGUGCGGCACGAGGGCAGCGACAGCCCGCAGCCACUCGAGGUGCACGCCUACCAGCCGCCCUGGAAGGCCCUGGCCGAGUACGCCAUGCACCCCAACGAGGUGGAUCCCACGACGCCGCACUUCCAGCAUCUCGUCAACCAGAUGCACGGCUACGACACGGGUGACCCCGUCUGCAUGGGCGUGCUUCCGCUGGGCGCCGGCGGCCACUACCUGUGCCCGGACGACGGUCUGGUCGCGCCGCCCAGCAACCUGUCGUCGUCGCAUCAUUCGAGCCACCUACCCGGCACGCCCUCCGAACUGUCCAGCCCCACGAGCGAAUGACCUACGGGGCCCUCCCCGAGGGGUCGUCCAAGGACGCGAAAGCAUGACCGAUCGCCGCGGCCCUGAAGACGUGUGCCGCUACAGAGACGUCCGCCAGGCGCACUCACCACGUCAGUGUCAUGUACAUAGUGAAGCCGAAAAGAAGGCACAGAGCGCGGUGGGGUCGUCUGCGCUAGAAAACGUCGCCUCGACGUGCAGGCGCGCAUACGGACGCUUAAGCGUUCCACUGGCGUGUGGCAAGGCUCCUGGCAAAGCGACCGGCGAUCUUCGAGAAUGCUCGCCGAGUCACCAGCUGAAUAGAAAACGAGAAGCCAACUAAACAAAUGAGCAAAUCAAGGCUACCCGCCUUUCCAGGGGAGGGCUCCGCUGGUCGUUUUACGUGGAGGCCGCACGUGGGGAAGAGGCAGACGGCACGUGGCAAACCGCGGUUACGUGUGCGUCGACUAAAAUACACACCAGGGACUGGAUAUUGUUUUUCUUUUUCUGCGACACGUUCUCACUGGGCUUUCUAUCAAAAUAAUAAUUAUUUCGAAGCCAUAAAUAGGAUCCGUUCAAAUAAGUGACAAUGGAGAGGGCAAAUUCGCAUGCAACAAAAGCUGCAUUUUUAGAUUACGUAGGCGGUUCCACGUCGACGAAGAACCCUACGAACCGCAUUCAGCUACCUCGCUAAAGUGCAGCAGCAAGCAACAGCUUCCGAAGCAUAUGUAUUAUAUACCAACGCCCGCUUUGUCGUAACUGAAAAAAAGAAAAGAAAAAGAAAGAUCCCAGGAAGAGAUGCCCAAAUUCGUGACGAAACAUCAUCCUCGUCACACGGAGAACGUCAAAGUAUUUCUUCAACCGUGUUCUUAGCUGUGAAGCAACAGCAGCGCCGGCAGUGUUCGGUCCCGGGUGUCUCAGCCGAUCUGCGAGUACUCACACAGCUGCGUUUUUUUUUUUUUCUUCUUCUCGAACGCGACGUUCCAUCAAGGACCACUGUAGCCUCCACCCACACUUCAUUACCUCGGCACUGGUCAAGUGCGGAUCAGUGGUUUCAACCGCAGCACAUGCGAAAAAGCGUGCCCGAACCCCGUUAUAUGAGACUGUGUGCGUCUUAGCUCCGCGAUCGCGAGCGGUCAGCGAUAUCGACUUGUUCCGAGAGCGAUCGACCGCUUCCUUCAUCGCGACGUGACCCCUUUAAAUACCAUACGCUCCCACUCGUUGUGUGGCUGCAGAUCACUAUUUAUUAUCCAGCAGUGACGAUCGCUCGUUUCUAAGGUGGCCAUUAAAUGAGCCACUGGGACUUGCCGGUCGGAACGUGUGACGAAGAUAUACACUGGACAUUGAACAUGCAAAACUCAAAAUUAAAACAACAACAAAAAAGAAUGAUUGUUCGUUUGAACGCUUGUGGUCCUCCUGUCACCCAGGAAGAUGCGUGGGAGUCUCGAUUUUACGAACUUUGUCAAAGAAGUGAAAAAGCAAAGAAUAUUAACAAACUUAUAGUUUGUCUCACUUUUUGUUCAGCGUCUUUUAGCCAUGUGUUUUUGUCACGAUUUCAUUGUAAUGUCGUUGUUUAUUUGGCCCGCCUUCAUGGCAGGGUUGGGACUUGUGAGAGCUCGAGUCGAUAUUGCCUUUAUGGGACUCCGUUACAGCGUUUUCACCGCUCCUGACAAAACGCUAUGUUGUUUCGCUUAUUUUUCUCCCUGAUGUGCGCACAUGUGCGUCAGGGCUACAUUAUGUGCGGUCAUAAAGUUCAAAUUGGCGGUACUGUUCUGUGAAGUCUUUCUUGUGCCGAGCAAAACCUGUGUGUGUACAUUGUAAGAACAAGGAGUGCGUGCACAUUUGUGAAGUUGACUCACGAUAUGCUGCAAUGUUUCAUGUUUGAUUGAGACGAGCUGAAACUGCAUGUACGUUUUUAUUUUUUGGCGAACUGUUCUUUUGCGCCCUUUAACUGAAUUUUUACGCCAUAUUAUUAACGAGGCACAAAAAUCUAGUCCCGCAUACGAAGGGUCAAGCUGCGUGCUACCUACGCGGCACAUGGUCACCGGUUCGCAGUCUUAACGCAUUGUAGAGGUGACAAAAGAAAAAAAAAGGAUUAUCCUUUUAUGAAAGAGUUUCUUUUUAAUGCGAGUUUGUGUAAGUAUUACAUUUUGCUUCGGCGGCGCUUGUGAUUGAAGAUGUAUUGUGAGCCUUGAGCAGCAAAAAAUAGCAUGAGUUUCCUCCGUUACCUUGUGUCUUCUGUGGGGUGUGUUGACGGCACGUCAAUUGUUUUGUUUUGUGCUGCGUUGCUUGCAGUUCUGUAAAUAUUGAUGCAUCAAGACACGAGGUGUCGAAAAUAAUGCGUGAAGAAUAAAAU